Triticum aestivum (bread wheat) is the source of this 2093-nucleotide messenger RNA. RefSeq names its product pentatricopeptide repeat-containing protein At3g53170. The transcript has 4 exons. Gene Ontology annotation, biological process: mitochondrion organization; RNA processing. Gene Ontology annotation, cellular component: mitochondrion. The record is from RefSeq and is a predicted model, not a curated record. Bases 20 to 1528 code for a protein of 502 amino acids. Gene Ontology annotation, molecular function: protein binding; mRNA binding. NCBI's taxonomy places the organism in Eukaryota, Viridiplantae, Streptophyta, Magnoliopsida, Poales, Poaceae.
CCAACGGUAAUGGGAUGGGAUGGGAGCAGUUUCGCUCAGUUGCUUUGCCGCCUGCCGCUCGGCACCUUAUCUCCUCCGUCUCGCGCCACUCCACGGCACCAUGCACUCGCCGGCGCGCUGCGCCGCCACCACCGCCACCGCGUCCCCGCCUCUGCGCGCGCCGUUCGUCGCCAUGGCCCAGCGCGGCCGCAGGCCGCCCUCGUCCGCGCCCCCCGAGGCCGAGCAGCCGGACGAGGCGCUCGCCCGCAUCCUCCGCAGGGAGGCCGCCGUCUCCGGCGUCCCCCGCAAGGCCGCCGCGGGCACCAGCCAGCACUCCACCCGCCUCUGGCCCCGCGCCGUCCUCGAGGCCCUCGACUCCGCCGUCGCCUCCUCCCGCUGGGAGUCCGCCCUCGAGAUCUUCGAGCUGCUGCGGAAGCAGCGGUGGUACGAGCCGAGGACGCAGACCUACGCCAGGCUGCUGAUGAUGCUCGGCAGGUGCCGGCAGCCCGGCCCAGCCACGGCCCUCUUCAAGGUGAUGCUCUCGGAGAAGCAGCUCGCGCCGACGGUGGACGUGUACACGGCGCUCGUUGGCGCCUACGGCUACAGCGGCCUGCUGGACGAGGCGAUGGCCACGGUCGGUCUGAUGAAAGGCGCUGAUACAGACUGCAAGCCGGACGAGUACACCUUCUCCGUCCUCAUCAACUGCUGUUGUAAGUCACGCCGCUUCGACCUGAUCCCCACCGUCCUCGACGAGAUGUCUUAUCUGGGGAUUGGAUGCAACGUUGUCAUCCACAAUGGGAUAAUUGAUGGAUACGGCAAGGCCGGCAUGCUAGAGGAGAUGGACGAUGCGCUGUCCAACAUGCUUCAAGACGGGGACAAUGUGCCGGACAUAUACACGAUGAACUCCAUCAUCUGGGCUUAUGGCAACCGUGGCAGGGUGGAUGACAUGGAGAAGUGGUACGAUGAGUUUCAGUUGAUGGGCGUUGAGCCAGAUACGCGGACGUUCAAUAUCAUGAUGAAGUCUUAUGGCAAGGCUAACAUGCCUGACAAAAUGUUGUCGAUCCUGAAAUACAUGAAGCGGCGUUUCUUCUCACCCUCUGCUGCUACAUUCAACAUAAUCAUAGAUUGUUUUGGAAGGGCUGGCAACAUUGAGAAGAUGGAGUACUAUUUCAGGCUGAUGAAAAUUCAGGGCGUCAAACCCAACCCCAUCACAUACUGCUCCCUGGUUAAUGGAUACAGUAAAGCUGGGCUCCUUGAUAUGGUUCCUGCAAUUAUUCGACAGACGGAGAACACCGAUGUCGUCUUAGAUACUCCUUUUUUCAACUGUGUUAUCAGUGCAUACGCCAAGUCUGGAGAUAUCGAAAUAAUGGAGGAAAUGCUAGUGCUAAUGAAGGAAAAGAAAUGUAAGCCAGACAAGGUAAUUUAUACCACCAUGAUUCAGGCAUAUAUGGCGCAUGGGAUGGAUGAAGCCGCUAAGUUGUUAGAAACAGAAAUGGAAAGAUUUAACAACAAAUUACUGGGACCAGUUCCUGUGGUUGAUUACAAGUAAACUGCGGCCAUCGUUUUUUAGGGGACAGAGCAGUAAGAUUUGUGUGAUACGAGAUUGGGGAAAGAGAGCAUGUAUGAGAGGGCCUUCGGAGAAUAUGGUUAUAAAUCCACAGAGCAUGGCCAUAAUGACCAGUAGUUCCGUCAACACCAGACUAAGCGUUCCCAGUUCAAUGCCAAUGACAGGCAAUAAUGAACAAUGUGGAAUGGAAAAGCAGCUGUGGCCUGUUGUGUCCAAAACAGGAGUCCCACACGGCCUAAAUGUGCAAAGCCAUUUAAACGUUCAUCUGAUCUGACUGAGUGCACAAGUACAACCCCAGACAGAGGUAACUUGGGAUAUCCAGAAGUGGAAGGCACUGUGGUACAGCAGAUAAGGUCGGGUUCAGAGCUCCAGCCCAUUAUAUAUCCAUAUCAGCAUGUAAACCUAGUGCCCUUUGGUUCUGCAUGAAAGUUCACUGCCAAAAUAAGGGAUAUAGAGAACAAGUCAAAAAGAAACAAACAACCAUGUGAAUUUACUUAAAACUUUUAGCGCUAUUGUCAGAGCACAAACUACACAUUUUCGAAGAGAA